UUAGAAAUUAUUGAACCUUUACAACAGCAAGUCUUAGCAUUAUGAUUCCAAUUGCUCGGAAGGCUACUCCUAGCCCAAGAAGGAUGCAGAUGCAUUUAACAGGAAUCUGGUGUAGAUUUACAAAAUAUCCACCUCAAAAGAGCAUAGGGCCAAGUAAGAAUAUGACCAUUGUUGUGACCAUCAUUGGAUCUGUCACUGAGCAUCCUAUUGCGAAGCCCAGAGAUGUACCGAAGAACACUACUGAAACUAAAAUACAUGAGAAGAUCAUUAAUUUAUCGAACUCUGGAGUCAAUCCUGCUGCAAAAUACACAAUCAAAGAUGCCAAAAAAGGAAAUAAAAGUUGGAAAGGCGCCUCAAUAACUGACUUUGAUAGGAAGUAA
This is a messenger RNA of Moneuplotes crassus, 380 nucleotides long. The record is from the annotation of a GenBank genome assembly. Lineage: Eukaryota; Ciliophora; Spirotrichea; Euplotida; Euplotidae.